AUGGCUGAAGAUUCAGAAGCUGCCGAGGCAGCUCGAGCUCAAGCAGAAGCUCGAAGAAAGAGAAUAUUGGAGAAAGCCCAAAAGCGAAUGGGCAAAGUUAGCGGCGAAGUUGGUCAGGACGACGAAGACAAGAAGCAGUCUGCCUCCAAUGCCGCCAGGAUUCGGGCAGCCCGUCAACGGCGCUAUGGAAGAAAACCAAAUCCAACAGAGGAUGAGAAGUCGGUACCGACUGAAAAUUAUGAGAGCGAUGAGAUAAAGUCAGCCGAAGCACCUGGAAGUAACGAGGAAUCCACUGAUGCUGUUGAAGAGGAUAACUUGGAGAAACCAACCACGGAGACAACUUCGCCAACUUUGGAAGCGACUACAAGUGGCGCCGUUGCUGAAGCAUCUGGGUACUCCGAACCUAAGAAAAAAUACCUUGGGGUGGCAAGGAUGCGCCGCAAAAUGAUUCUCAAGAAAAAGACCGAAAAUGAAGAGGUGAAGGGCAAAAAAGAAGCGCCUCAGGAAUCAGUUGGGGUUGAUUCUCAGGAAAAGGCAUUACCCAAAACGGCAAGAAAUUCUAUUUACAUGCACAUUGUGACAAUUUUGUUGCUUUUUGUUGCUGGCUUUGACGUCGGCUUGAACCAGUUUCACCAAGAUGUUAGGGUGCAUCACCAACUCGUCUUUAAGGAGGUUGGCAUUCCACUUCUGCACAACUCUCUAUCACAACAAGAAGAAAAUUCACUUGAAAUGGAUGUUGAUAUCCAAAGCCAUGGAGAUUUGGCAAAUGAGUUUGAUGGGAGUGACGAGGAUGAAUCACUGAAUGCAAACAUUGAUCCUCUUUUCAAGGUUGACCUUGAUGAACUCACGAAAGGUCCUGGUUUCCUGAACGUGCUUGCUCGAGCAGCAGUCUCGACUCACCGUUUGCUCCUUCGAAUCUUUUACUUUACUCCAAAGAACAUAAUUCUCUCGCUACUCUCGCUUCCACAAGCUCUGGUGAAAAAUCCGCCGACACUCUGCCUCUUGGCACUUAUUCUUCGUCAAGUUGUUGGCAAGAGAAUACUCUCUGCAGGUAUUCCCGGUUCAGAUUCGGAAGAGAAAGAAUCCGGGCUUGACGUUGUAGCGAUGAUAAAACAGGGAGUCGCAAAGUGGCUCUCGAGUGCUUUUCCCAACGCUUUGGGCAUAUAUGAUGCCUUUUCGCACCUCCGAUCAGAUAUGUACAUCAUUAUCUGUGGCGUCUUUUUCGGGCUUGCGUGGUCUCAUACGGCCAUUGAACUCCAAAUUCCGGCCUCUGAUUCUGCGACUGCGACUGAUGAGCUCUAG
Messenger RNA from Cylindrotheca closterium, 1302 nucleotides. Lineage: Eukaryota; Bacillariophyta; Bacillariophyceae; Bacillariales; Bacillariaceae. The record is from the annotation of a GenBank genome assembly.